Molecule: messenger RNA, 798 nt
Organism: Salvia splendens (bonfire salvia)
Lineage: Eukaryota; Viridiplantae; Streptophyta; Magnoliopsida; Lamiales; Lamiaceae
Product: agamous-like MADS-box protein AGL62
Exons: 1
Coding region: 145-798 (217 amino acids)
Biological process (GO): regulation of transcription by RNA polymerase II
Molecular function (GO): DNA-binding transcription factor activity, RNA polymerase II-specific; RNA polymerase II cis-regulatory region sequence-specific DNA binding; protein dimerization activity
Source: RefSeq, a predicted model, not a curated record
UCCACUGCAUUAAUUCCUCCAAUAUUUGGUUCCAUAUUCACAUCCAAUCAAUCAUAGAUUACAAAGAUCCUCCAAUCUUCCCCUAAUUAAACCCCUCACUUACUUUAAUCCUCUUCCAAAACCAACCUUCGUUUCUAGAGAGAAAUGGCGAUGAUGAGAGAGGGCGGCGGCGGGGGGAAGAAGAAGACGACGCAGGGGCGGAAGAAGAUCGAGAUCAAGAAGAUCGAGUGCUUGAGCAGCCGCCAAGUCACCUUCUCGGAGCGGCGCUCGGGGCUGUUCAAGAAGGCCAGCGAGCUCUGCGUGCUUAGCGGCGCCGAGAUCACCAUCAUCGUCCACUCCCUCGGCCACCCCUCCGCCGACGCCGUCGUCAACCCAUACCUCGGCGGCGGCGGCGGCGAUAGCGACGCCGCGGAGGUCGACGCCAGGGAAUUUAACCGCCACUACUCAGACGUGUCGAAGAAGGUGGAAGCGGAGAAGAAGCGGAGGGACGUGAUCGAGGAGGAGAAGAGGGCGGAGGGAUGCGGAGGAGGAGGAGAUAUGUUGUGGUGGGAUCAGGAUGUGGAGGGGGUUGAAUUGGAUGAGCUGGAGCGGUACGCGGCGGCGCUGGAGGAUUUGCAGAGGAAUAUCGAGCUUAGGGCUAACGAUCUCGUGAUUUCGCACUCGCUGCCGAAGGUGGUCGCCGCCGCGUCGAUGAACCCUAGCCUGUUUGGGGGAGAGAAUAAGUUGGGGACUAGUUUCGAUUUCGAGAACUGCGUUGUAAUUCCUCAUCAUCAAGGGUUUGGAUAUGGCCAGUUUUGA